UCAGUWUAAGUUAUUUCAGUUUACACGAUGGCUACGAAUGGAAAGUAUAAUCUAAAUAUAAGUAUUCAACCGCAAAAACUCCAGCGGACUUCUAAAACCAUAAUUGAGUUGCCCAAUGAAAACUUGAGUGAGGCUGAACUCGUUAGUAAAUCGACUUCGGACAGAACCAAACGCCGAGUAGCCCAUCAGUCGUGGUUUCCUCGACCAGUAAUUUCUAGGCUUGUAGCUCCGGUACAGGUGGUUUCUCAGCCGAAUAAAGAAAAAACCCAUGUCUUAAUGAAGGAAAGUUUAUCGCAUCUAGAACCCUGCAAUGUAAGACAAAUUAACGAUACGGUUGAUUUGGAGUCAAGAGCCCAACAUAGCAAGUCGACAAGUUCUGGAUUUGACGACAGGGUUAAGACUAACAAGAGAAAGUUAGGAGAAUCAGAUUUUGAUGAAGGGACAAAAAAGAAGCGAAAAACAAACAAUGUWGAUAAAUMAAGAAAUAAAGACAUAAAAUAAGGGAAAAAAUCAAGCCAAUUUAAAGGUUUAGCCUAAUGCGGACAAUAAAAGAAAUUGGUUUGUCCUAAGGUAUCAACAAACCACACAAUCGGGCAUUGUCCAUAUGAAAA
This is a messenger RNA of Diuraphis noxia (Russian wheat aphid), 611 nucleotides long. RefSeq lists its product as uncharacterized. The record is from RefSeq and is a predicted model, not a curated record. NCBI's taxonomy places the organism in Eukaryota, Metazoa, Arthropoda, Insecta, Hemiptera, Aphididae.